AUUCUGGGAACUUCGCUGGGUUCCGGGCUUUGUUUCCGGCUGCAGAGCUGCGUUUGGUUUCCCUAGCGUCCGCGGUCUGGGUUCCGGCUUCCCCUCAGAGGCGGCUCAGCGUCUAGCUCGGUUUUCGGCUCGCGCGGGGGUCCCCCCCAUAGCUCGCCGACGCCACCAGCAUGUCGGGGGUGCGCGCGGUUCGGAUCAGCAUCGAAUCGGCCUGCGAGAAGCAGGUCCAAGAGGUGGGCCUGGAUGGCACCGAGACUUACCUGCAGCCGCUGUCCAUGUCGCAGAAUCUGGCGCGGCUGGCCCAGCGCAUCGACUUCAGCCAGGGUUCGGGCUCCGAGGAGGAGGAGGCGGCGGGGGCGGAGGGCGACGCGCAGGACUGGGCUGGCGCCGGGUCCAGCGCGGACCAGGACGACGAGGAAGGGUUGGUAAAAUUUCAGCCUUCCCUUUGGCCUUGGGACUCAGUGAGGAACAAUUUGAGAAGUGCCUUGACAGAGAUGUGUGUUCUCUAUGAUGUUCUCAGUAUUGUUAGGGAUAAAAAAUUUAUGACUCUUGAUCCCGUCUCUCAGGAUGCACUUGCUGCAAAACAGACACUGCAGUUGAUUUCCAAGAAGAAGUCACUUGCAGGAGCAGCGCAGAUUCUAUUGAAGGGGGCGGAAAGACUGACCAAAUCAGUUACUGAAAACCAGGAAAACAAGCUGCAGAGAGACUUCAACUCUGAACUUUUGAGACUAAGGCAACACUGGAAACUCAGAAAGGUUGGAGAUAAAAUUCUUGGAGAUCUGAGCUACAGAAGUGCAGGGUCUCUCUUUCCCCAUCAUGGUACAUUUGAAGUAAUAAAGAACACAGAUAUUGAUCUGGAUAAGAAGAUACCUGAAGAUUAUUGUCCCCUCGAUGUCCAAAUUCCUAGUGAUUUAGAAGGAUCUGCAUAUAUCAAGGUUUCAAUUCAAAAGCAGGCUCCAGACAUAGGUGACCUUGGUACAGUUAACCUCUUCAAACGACCUUUGCCCAAAUCCAAACCAGGUUCCCCACAUUGGCAGACAAAAUUAGAAGCAGCACAAAAUGUUCUCUUGUGUAAAGAAAUUUUUGCACAGCUUUCUCGGGAAGCUGUUCAAAUUAAGUCACAGAUCCCCCACAUUGUGGUAAAAAACCAGAUUAUCUCUCAGCCUUUUCCAAGCUUGCAGUUAUCCAUUUCUUUGUGCCAUUCCUCAAAUGAUAAGAAAUCUCAAAAGUCUGCCUCUGAGAAGCAAAGUCCAGAAGAUCACCUUUAUGUGUUAGAGCAUAAUUUGCAUCUACUAAUUAGAGAGUUUCAUAAACAGACCUUGAGUUCCAUCAUGAUGCCUCAUCCAGCAAGUGCACCCUUCGGCCACAAGAGAAUGAGACUUUCAGGUCCCCAGGCUUUUGAUAAAAAUGAAAUUAAUUCUUUACAAUCCAGUGAAGGCCUUCUGGAGAAAAUAAUUAAACAAGCAAAGCAUAUUUUCCUGAGGAGUAGAACUGCUGCAACCAUUGACAGCUUAGCAAGUCGCAUUGAGGAUCCUCAGAUCCAGGCUCACUGGUCAAAUAUCAAUGAUGUUUAUGAAUCCAGUGUGAAAGUUUUAAUUACAUCACAAGGAUAUGAACAAAUAUGCAAGUCUAUUCAGCUGCAGUUGAAUAUUGGAGUUGAACAGAUCCGAGUUGUGCACAGAGAUGGAAGAGUAAUUACACUAUCUCAUCAGGAGCAGGAACUACAGGAUUUUCUUCUGUCUCAGAUGUCACAGCAUCAGGUGCAUGCAGUUCAACAGCUAGCCAAGGUUAUGGGCUGGCAGGUACUCAGCUUCAGUAAUCAUGUGGGACUUGGGCCCAUUGAGAGCAUUGGCAAUGCCUCGGCCAUAACGGUGGCCUCUCCGAGUGGUGACUAUGCUAUUUCAGUUCGUAAUGGGCCUGAAAGUGGCAGCAAGAUCAUGGUUCAGUUUCCCCGUAACCAGUGUAAAGAUCUUCCAAAAAGUGAUGUUUUACAGGAUAACAAAUGGAAUCAUCUUCGUGGACCAUUCAAAGAAGUCCAGUGGAAUAAAAUGGAAGGUCGAAACUUUGUCUAUAAAAUGGAGCUGCUUAUGUCUGCACUUAGCCCUUGUCUACUAUGAUUUUUUCCAGAAAAGUUUCCAGGAACUUCGGCUUGAUAUUUCAGGUCAUCUAUAAGCACAAGGAAGAGAAAUAUUCCAAAGGAGUAUUGUUUUUUAAACAUAGAAGAUUUUUACUUAGCAUUUUGAACCCUUUCACUUUAUAAGUGACAAGUGCUUUGAAAUGCAGAAGUUUCUGUACAGUUGUAGGGUGUAUAGCAUGGGGAGAUGUAAAAUAAUACAUUUUUAUGUGGUUAACUUGAAAAUAUUAUUAACUUAAAGAUUUGACUUUACUUUUAAAAUAUUCCUUCUUUGAUGUUAACAUCCAAUAAAGUACGUGGUUAAAAAUCUCCA
Molecule: messenger RNA, 2447 nt
Organism: Lepus europaeus (European hare)
Lineage: Eukaryota; Metazoa; Chordata; Mammalia; Lagomorpha; Leporidae
Gene: MED17
Product: mediator complex subunit 17
Exons: 12
Coding region: 171-2117 (648 amino acids)
Biological process (GO): regulation of transcription by RNA polymerase II
Cellular component (GO): core mediator complex; mediator complex
Molecular function (GO): transcription coregulator activity
Source: RefSeq, a predicted model, not a curated record